Anopheles nili is the source of this 4112-nucleotide messenger RNA. It is a transcript of the gene l(3)76BDm, whose product is annotated as trafficking protein particle complex subunit 8. The transcript is spliced from 9 exons. Gene Ontology annotation, cellular component: phagophore assembly site; TRAPPIII protein complex; cytoplasmic vesicle. The record is from RefSeq and is a predicted model, not a curated record. The coding region runs from base 1 to 4014 and encodes 1337 amino acids. Lineage: Eukaryota; Metazoa; Arthropoda; Insecta; Diptera; Culicidae. Gene Ontology annotation, biological process: protein localization to phagophore assembly site; endoplasmic reticulum to Golgi vesicle-mediated transport.
AUGAUUCAUCUCACCGGGCAGAACUACUCCUCCAAGGAGACUAUACAAAACAUAUUUUCACCGAUGGUAGGCGCAAUCGUAUCUCAACAAGCGGAGGAACUUUGCCAAAAGAAUAAUCUUUCGUUUGUGGAGAUGUUGCAACCCUUUUUAAGGCUCUCUUCCGAUGCUCACUUCAGGGAUGUUGGCGGAACGAGCGUAUCGAUCAAGGGACUACGUAUCAACUUGGUGGACGUUAACUGGCGGCCACCACAAACGAUACUGGCAAAGAAAAUGUUAAAUGAAGCCGUCACUUCUGCGCUCGGUGGUGACAAGAUGAAAGCGAUCAAGCUUGAUGAUGGUGCAUUCGUAGACAUACCAGCCGCUGAGCCGUGGUUUGAGCAAUGGCGAGAGACAUUCCUAACAGUACAGUUCCCGGCGGAUCAUGAGUUUACGCGACACUUGCUCUGCUCGCUCAUAGUGGUUUCAAGCAUAGAUCCAAAUCCAAUCGAAACUGCAAGUCAGUUGACAAAAAAAAUUCAGAUGAUGCAAAACAUAACACCACCCCGUCUGCCAAAGUGGUUCUCUAGCGAUGCUCUAAAUUGCUACGUGAUGCUGCACGAUGGAUGUUCCGGUGAUAUUGGAAAAGCACAACAAGCAUUCGAUGGGCUGAAAUCUACAUAUGGGGAGCAUAAAUGUUUCCUUCUACAGAUAAAUUCACACGGUGGACCACCGGCCGACUGUCCCGAUCCAUGGCUGCGCUAUCUGAAAAAGCAUCACCGAUCGGAGCAAUCUAUAACGAGUGACAUUGACAGUGCUCCAAAAACGCCGCAAGAUAUGGGAUCCGUUACGGGAAUGCCGAUCACGGUGGUUCAGUCUUCUAAUAUGCUACUGCACGCUGGUGUUGCAAGUAGUGGUAGCAGUAGUGUGUCUUCAGACACCCCACCUUCCGGAAUCGUCGUUGGUGAAGUUAUUGCCCAUCCGCUGAGUCCAGUGCAGGAGACUGGGGUCGAGUUGCAAGAAACGUCUAGCCUUACGUCGAGCAUAGACAGCUUAUCGUUGCAGACCAUCAAUCCUAACGUAUGGCCAGUAGAAAGCGAUAUUGAGGUAGCCCACGGAUCAUUUCUAACGGCGGGAGAUUUGGACAAUUUGAAACAUUUCGUCCAGGAUUUCGCUGUACGAGCACUGAUCCCGUUCGUUGAGAGAUUAGUGGGCGUUCUAAAUGAUGCCAUAUCCAACAAAAAAGGGGUUAGCCGGUCAUUGUUGAGUGCCACCAAAAGAUGGUUCGUGACGAACAAACCUGGUGUUAACACCAACCAGAACGCCGUCGUUUACACGAACGAAUCAACUGAGCUGCAAACGCGAAAAUUGGGUGAUCUGUACUUUAUGUUCAAUCAUUAUUCACUCGCAUUCCAGGCGUACCAUCAAGCCAAACGAGAUUUUAACGCGGAUUCGGCGUGGCAGUAUUAUGCUGGUGCACUCGAGAUGGCGGCUUUGGCUGCGCAUAUGCAAGGCACGGCCAGUCGAAAAACGUACGACUAUAUGGAGGAAGCUAUAUUGACCUAUUUGAAUAGCUGCAAGUUGCCUCAGUUUGCUACCCGUGCUACUUUACUUUCCAUGGAAUGUCUGCGAUCUGCUAAGCUGUUCAGUGAAGCUGCUAAACAGCUUAUACGCAUGACGAGCGAAGAUUCGGAUCUCCGUUCAGCCUUGCUGCUAGAACAGGCAUCGUAUUGUUUCCUGUUAGCAAAUCCACCUCAGUAUCGCAAGUACGCUCUGCAUUGCGUACUGGCUGGACAUCGGUUUUCAAAGGUUGGCCAGCGAAAGCAUUCGUUCCGCACGUAUAAGCAAGCGUACCAAGUGUUCGAGAAUCGCGGUUGGAGUUUGGCCGAAGAUCACAUCCAGUACACGAUCGGUCGACAGGCGUCGAAUUUAAAAAAAUUGGAUGAAGCAAGCAACUGUCUAGCUCAUCUGCUUCGUCCCUCAAGCAUGCAGACGGCAGCCCAGCAAACGCUCUUCCUACGGGAAUACCUCAGCACAAAGAAAGCGCUCCAGUCGAAAGGUGGUGAGGAAGUGGGCGACAUCCCCUCAAUAGCGUUGCCGAAAAUUGUGCAGCCCAUGACGAAAGUGCUUGUAACGUCACCGCCACCCGUGUCUAAUCCGUUGCACGUAGCAGCUACCAAUAUUAGCAUCACGGCUGCUUCGUUGAACGAAAAUGUGUGGAAUAAGAUGGAAGAAAUGUUGGUGCUGAGCGCGUCCGAUCGUCCGGUAAUGGUGUUCCGACCAUCAAAGUCACUUUUUUCAACCGAAUCGCCAGCUGCUGAAAAUCCACGAUCCGUGCAUGGCGAACCAAUCGAGGUUGCAUUUAACCUGGAAAACACUAUCAAACCAGCAGUGCUGUUCGAAAAUAUUAACCUUCUGUGGGAAUUCCGCAAAGAAUCAGGCGAAAUAUUUUCCAACCGACCAUUGUUCCUGGGCGAUGUCAGUCUGGAGGAACGGUCGGAUAUUGAGAAUGUCGUCGCCACUAGCUUUGUGGCUCUGGUAACGUUCGCCGAGCAUGAAACGAAAACACUCGUGCUAAAGCUUACUCCAAGAAGCACUGGACAGCUACGGAUAUUGGGUAUUGUCGGAAAGCUAUCAGCCGCCUCGCCAGCGGGUCCGGGAGAGGCUCCUUCUCUUUGGGGUAAGCAGAUGUUUGAAACGCAACCGAUUCGGAUCCCCAGUUCCGUCGGUAAGGACGGUGGCAAAGCGCCUACGACGGUUUCGAUGUUUGAUCGAAAGCUUGAAAUAGAAAUACUUCCACCGGCACCGGCAUUGCAUGUUAGCUUUAGCAGGACUCCUGCCGAAGUGUUAGCCGGAGAAGUAAUUCCGAUCAGGGUAAACAUGACUAAUGCGGGCGUUAGCAUGUUGAACGACAUCUACGUUUGCAUCGAUAAUCCGCGUUACGUGUUGCUGAAUCCAAGCGAAGCAGAUAUACCACUAUCGAUAAGGCGCGAUUUCCAGAACCUAGCCAAUAAAAAUGUCGGUCGAGACCGUGAAGCUCGCAAGCAGUAUGUCUGCAGAGCGUUCCGCGAAGCUGAUGGGAAUUUUAUCGCUCCGAAUGAAACCAAAACGACUACACUGUGGCUGCAAGCACCAUACUCAAAGGGACCGAAGGAUAUCAAAUUGAUGAUCUACUACGCAAUGCCACAGGACUAUCCUAAGAUGAAACAUCGGCUUGUACGGCAUACGUGGAAGUUUAAUGUGAAUGAUUCCCUACUGGUCGAUGCAAAUUGCAAUUUAAGCAAUCCAACUAAGCGUGAGCUAGGCAUUGAUGUUAACGUGAAAAAUCUGAAUCAGGUACAUCACCCACUGAUGACAGAAAUUACGAUCAACGAUCUGUUUCUUUUUUGUUCGGUGUACGAACUACAACCGAAGAGAGUGGUUUAUAUAAAAACGCCGGGCCACACGAAAUUGCAGGCAGGCGAGGGAUUGAAAACGAACGAAACAUUCAGUUUGAGAUGCAACCUGCAGCGGCGUCCGUUGGAUAUUGCUUACGAUGGUAAUUUCGAGCGAUAUGUAACUCAAAAACUGUCUUCGAUUUCGAUUCGGACACCAGAAGCGGAAGCGCUGGCUACCUUACCCUCGGUGGAUGCGGUGGGGAGUUUUUUACUGAAGAAUGAAACGAAGUACAUCCGCGUGUACGAGCCGAGCAGUAACGAAGAGUUUAAUCAGAUCAUUAACCAGAGCGACAAGCACAUGACUUUGUGCGUCAACUGGUCGGCCACAAUCAAUGACAAUGGUGCAUCACGCAAGGCAUACGGGCAGCAUUUUUUGCAGCUGAGAAACCUUUACGAUUCUGCCUUUUGUCCGUCCUCGGAACGAUUGCAGCAAAUCACGUUUGUAGGACAAUCGAGUUUUUAUGGUAUUUUUGAUGACCUGGAUAAAGUUAUACCGCCCGAGGAUCAUGAUGUGGACAGUGGGUGGGGUGUUAAUCAAAGUUUUGUGGCACAGAGGUGUUUCCUAGAGGAAAGCUUUCACUCAGUGGAGCUACGAACAUAGGCUAUAAUGAUUUGAAAACAUAGUUUCGUCAAAUUCUUUUGUUAGUUGGAUAGAUACUAUGUACGUUGGUUAAUAAAAAAGUCAUUUUAAAUCUACAU